This is a messenger RNA of Lodderomyces theae, 1296 nucleotides long. Its product is annotated as SANT/Myb-like DNA-binding domain-containing protein. The transcript has a single exon. The coding region runs from base 1 to 1296 and encodes 431 amino acids. The record is from RefSeq and is a predicted model, not a curated record. Lineage: Eukaryota; Fungi; Ascomycota; Pichiomycetes; Serinales; Debaryomycetaceae.
AUGAUAACUUUAAUGGGGAAUAAAGACAUUUUCAAACCUUCUACGUACCCAAAAAGAAAACGCAAGAAUGAACAGGCGGGAAUAGCGAAACCGAGAAGCUUGAGAUACAAACCAUCAACAGAAGCACUAAAUUUGAUAACAAAACAAACCAAUUUACCCGAGGCCAUUCAAAGCGAGUCGGAUACUUCAUUACAGUCAAUCUCAAAUCAGGAUGACAGCAAAUUAGAUGUGUCUUUUACCUCCAGAACGUCCCAGGACAGAACUGCUACUACGGAGAAGCUGGCCCCUGAUUUGCCAUCGAGUCUGAAUCUGAAUCUGAAUCUGAAUCUGACAUUUGUACCAGAACGAGAAGCGCUGCCCAUCUUACCACAUAUAAAUAUGGGACGAAGCUUGACUCUUCCCUCAAGGCACGUCAAAAGUGAACUAGAUAUUCGUGAUUCAGAUAUACUACAGGCAACUGCAACCAGUCAACAAACUAUUCCAAGUUUGUCUACACAUCAACCGACGCAGACGCAUCAUCCACUGCAACACACACAUACAAUGAAUCCAACUUACCAACACCAGCAGAAUGUCCAGUAUUAUUUUCAUUCUCCCCAACACCAACUGAAUCAAUCGUUUCAACUGGCGUCUAUUCUUGAAGGAGGACCCUACCGUCCUUCUCUAAUCCCACUACAACAAAUGCCGGGUGCCUAUAUUCCCAACCAAGAGUUAUAUCUUUUUAAUCAACAGCACCAUCCACCACCACAUCAUCUGCUACCACAACAACAGUAUACUCCGAUGAACAUGGCGAGCUACUAUCAGUAUCCUGCACCCUCACUGUCACAAAUGGUUCAACCUCCACAGCAGAUGUACUACAACGUGCUACCGUAUUCAGUUACAGAUCCCCCAUACGCUAAUAUGCACGGGAUGCCAAGAAAAUCCAAACAGUCUUCUACAUGGUCGGCCGACGAAGACAAAGUAUUGAGAGAAUUGAAAGAGGUACAGAAAUUAGGGUGGAGAGAAAUUUCUUCCUUCUUCCAAGACCGUACACCAAAUGCUUGUCAAUUUAGAUGGAGAAGGAUCAUUAGCAACUUGGAUGCGAAUUCAAGAGUACCGAGCUCAGAAGCGUUCGAUAGGGAAAAAGUACUGAAUUCUUCAUCAACUAGUGUUACCCAGAUAGCCAUUCAAGAAGAGCUUCAAUCUCCAUAUGUCGUACCUGCAUCACACAGUCGUGGCAACACUGACGAUGACAAAGAUGAAGUUGCCGACAAGGAAAGUCAAAAACUGUCCAACAAGAUUGACUUUUUACUAAAUUAA